UGAAACGUCGUCGGGCGUGUCUACGAAAUUCAUUUUUGGCUGCUUGUUAGUGAACGAAGAUCGAGUUUUAUAAGUUUCGUUACAGUCUCACAAUAGUGAAUACUCCAUAGUGAAUUGUACGUCAUUAGAAACAGUUCAGCCGCUUUAAAACGCGAACGACAACUGAUUAACGUUUUAUAACCAAGUUGUGCCUUCGACAAUCCAGGCACUAGUGGCAGCAUCUUUUGAGAACUGUCGAAAGCUUCUCUGAUAAAGACUACCAUCUUGUAACAGCUGGCAGAAGUUAGUUGACGUUGACCCAGAGGAGCGGGAAAUAUUCAAAAGCUCACAACUUAAAAAUGCAAAUUCGAGUUAAAUACGGUUUAUGAACAACUGGUUAAUUAAGAUAGACAUACAAAUAUUUAAAAAUGUACGAAAAUCUGUUCAAGAAUCCACUGUACCGUGUGUUCGUCUACGGUACUUUGAAGCGGGGUGAACCUAAUCACAGCCUAAUUUCGGAUACAGCAAAUGGUUACUCUAAAUUUCUUGGACUUGGAAAAACCACCGUUCCUUACCCCUUAAUAAUAGCAACCAGAUAUAAUAUCCCAUUUUUAUUGAAGAAACCUGGAUUUGGCCACCAUGUGAUUGGUGAAGUAUACGACGUGGACACAAAAAUGCUGAAGAAACUGGACGAACUAGAAGAACAUCCUGCGUUCUACGAAAGAUCCGAAACGGAUGUCCUAAUCGCUCCAGAGGCUAAAGUCAAGGCAAAUGAGAACUUUGAAGAGGUUGGAACAAUGUUAAAAGUUUGGGUCUAUUUUUUACCAAAGUUUAAAGCGUCUCUGUUGGAUAGCCCCAUGUACAGUUCGUACAGGAACGAGGGAAGCCAUGGUUUAAAAUACUGUGAGAAUGAGGAGAGUACUAUAAGGCCCGAAGAUCUGCAUUGACGAACGGUCUUUGCAGACUUUUCAUUAUACUCCGGUCGUAUAUGUAUAUGCUUGAACAUUUGCUUUGUUAUUCGUUAUAGUCAAUAAAUCAUUUUACGUCACACAAAA
Molecule: messenger RNA, 1034 nt
Organism: Dufourea novaeangliae
Lineage: Eukaryota; Metazoa; Arthropoda; Insecta; Hymenoptera; Halictidae
Product: putative gamma-glutamylcyclotransferase CG2811
Exons: 4
Coding region: 408-926 (172 amino acids)
Molecular function (GO): gamma-glutamylaminecyclotransferase activity
Source: RefSeq, a predicted model, not a curated record